Messenger RNA from Sphaerodactylus townsendi, 2363 nucleotides. It is a transcript of the gene PFKFB2, whose product is annotated as 6-phosphofructo-2-kinase/fructose-2,6-biphosphatase 2. Gene Ontology annotation, biological process: fructose metabolic process; fructose 2,6-bisphosphate metabolic process. Lineage: Eukaryota; Metazoa; Chordata; Lepidosauria; Squamata; Sphaerodactylidae. Gene Ontology annotation, molecular function: 6-phosphofructo-2-kinase activity; ATP binding; fructose-2,6-bisphosphate 2-phosphatase activity. The record is from RefSeq and is a predicted model, not a curated record. The transcript has 18 exons. Gene Ontology annotation, cellular component: cytosol. The coding region runs from base 184 to 1788 and encodes 534 amino acids.
GGCUGCACUGCAGUGCUGUCGCUCCCCUGGACUGGAGGGGCUCUUCACCGGCUAGAUUUCUAUCUGGAGCUGCUGGAUCCGUUUCGUUUCCAAGGGAGGCACUUGCUGCCCACGUCGCGGGCUGUCUGAACUCUAGAGGACCCUCCUGAUCCCAAACAGGAAGUGUGAUUGUGCCUUGCAGCAAUGUCAGGGGAUGCAGGUCCAGUCCCAGAGCAGGUAAACGGUAACAGUUGCAAUCAGGAAAACAUAUCAUCAAGUCUACGAGUCUCAGAGAAAAAGUGCUCAUGGGCUUCUUAUAUGACCAACUCCCCCACUCUGAUUGUAAUGAUUGGCCUUCCUGCAAGAGGCAAAACCUAUGUCUCUAAGAAGUUAACUCGCUACCUCAAUUGGAUUGGAGUGCCUACAAAAGUGUUUAAUUUAGGGGUUUAUCGUCGUGAAGCAGUUAGAUCGUACCAGUCCUAUGACUUUUUCAGACACGAUAAUGAAGAAGCCAUGAGAAUUCGAAAACAAUGUGCCUUGGUGGCCCUUGAAGAUGUGAAAGCUUACUUUACAGAGGACUGUGGCCAGAUAGCUGUCUUUGAUGCAACCAACACAACCCGAGAGAGGCGAGAUAUGAUAUUAACUUUUGCAAAAGAAAAUUCCUUUAAGGUAUUUUUUGUAGAAUCUGUUUGUGAUGACCCGGAAGUCAUUGCUUCAAAUAUAUUGGAAGUGAAGGUCUCCAGCCCCGACUACCCAGAGAGAAAUCGAGAGAAUGUGAUGGAUGAUUUCCUGAAGCGCAUUGAGUGCUAUAAGGUCACCUAUCAGCCCCUUGAUCCAGUUAAUUAUGACAAAGACCACUCUUUCAUUAAAGUGAUAAAUGUGGGGCAACGCUUCCUCGUCAACCGUGUCCAGGAUUACAUUCAAAGUAAAAUUGUCUAUUAUCUCAUGAAUAUUCAUGUUCAACCACGCACCAUCUACCUUUGUCGACACGGUGAGAGUGAAUGCAACCUUGUUAGCAAGAUUGGUGGGGAUUCAGGCCUGUCAUCACGAGGGAAACAGUUUGCUCAAGCAUUGAAGAAGUUCAUCAAAGAGCAAGACAUUGUAGAUCUGAAAGUGUGGACUAGCCAACUCAAAAGAACCAUCCAGACAGCAGAGGCCCUAGGUGUACCAUAUGAGCAAUGGAAAAUUCUUAAUGAGAUUGAUGCGGGAGUAUGUGAAGAAAUGACUUAUGAAGAAAUUCAAAGAAAGCAUCCAGAGGAGUUUGCACUUCGGGAUCAAGAGAAAUACCUUUAUCGCUACCCUGGAGGAGAAUCUUACCAAGAUUUGGUCCAGCGCUUGGAACCUGUCAUUAUGGAGCUGGAGCGUCAGAGCAAUGUCCUAGUUAUUUCUCACCAAGCAGUCAUGAGAUGCUUAUUGGCCUAUUUCCUUGAUAAAAGCGCAGAUGAGCUGCCAUAUCUGAGGUGCCCUCUUCAUACUGUUUUUGCACUCACUCCAGUUGCUUAUGGUUGCAAGUUGGAAAUGAUCUCACUGAAUGUGGAAGCUGUGGACACACACAGAGCCAAGCCAUCUGCUGCAACAAACAACCUUCCAAAGAGCCAAACCCCUGUAAGGAUGAGAAGGAACAGCUUUACACCACUAGCCAGCUCGGACACAGUAAGACGUCCUCGCAUUUACAGUGUUGGGAGCAAGCCUCUCAACCCAACAGGGUCUCUGCUGUUCCCAAAGGCUCAAGAUGUGGCUGAUGAACAGAAGCUGCAAGACGAUGUUCAGAUCUCUUCUGAACAGCAUCAGUAUAAGACUAGUAUUUAAAGCUUCAAGUGGGAAGUUCUUGCCUGUAGAAAUCAGCCGAAAUCAUCUUCUGUGAGCCCCUCCUAUCUGUCUCAGCCGCCAAGUCUGAUAGUCGAAGGAAAGAGGCCUUUGCUGCAGACCUGUACAGAAUGGCCUGUCUGUAACUUUUCUUCUUCUUGCAUUAUUUGACUACAAUGAAACUAAGCUCUCCUGUACUGCGCUCAGCUGCACUGACUGUCAAAUCUCUCUUAAUAUACCAGCUUUUUCCAUUUUACAUGUGAACCUGAUAUGAUCAGCUGCUAAUAUUAUAUUUAUGAAUGUAUGCACUUGUGUGUUCCAGUUCUUUGACAGUUGGUGGUGCUGCAUGAAGUUAUUUGUGUGUGAGAGUUAAUUUUUGUUGCUUUUUUGUUCCUUUGUAGUGUGGAAUUUUAGCUUUGGAUUCACUCAGUGGUGACUGUGAACAUUCCAUCGUAACAUUACUGUUAUCAACCAUUUAUAGAAUGCAACUUUCCUGGAAACUGUAGCCAUUUUGUAAUUACUUACUGUCAUAUGAGCGUGAAUUGAUAGCCUUGGAAUAAAUACUUUUCUUUAAUAUG